AUGCUUGCACUACUAGUUACGUGUAUAUUUUCUAUCUCAAAAUUCGUUGUAUCGUACGGAUACUCCGAACUUACAAUAACAGAGCAAUCACAACUCGUUCUUUCUACAGAUCUUUAUAGAGAUUCGAAAUAUUAUGCAUUUUUCAUCAACAAUGAGGACUUUCAAGACUUAAACAUGACAUAUGGAGCAAAUUAUUCAUUAUUCAGUCCUACGAUCAUUCCGAAAAAUGGACAAACUGUUUUAAAAUUUGUUAUCACAAAAUUAAAUGCUGACAGCAUCGAUUCACUAUCAAUUAUAUACAAUGGAGGAAAUUCUACAUAUAACUCUAUCCAAAGGACAAAACCAAAUCAAUUUGUUCUUUUCCUCAGUUCAACAGAAUUUAAUUAUCGAUUUGAAGUUGAAGGCUAUUCAAAAGUAGGUGAUUUUCAAAGUAGUCCAUACGAUGAAAUGGUUAGUUGCAGGCAGAAGUAUGAGAACGGUUAUAAAAAAUAUCUUCUGAUGAAUAUAUCUGGUUCAACAAAUAUUUUCUUCUCUGCAGAAAAAGUCGAUCCGAGUGUUGAAACUACUGGAUAUUAUAAGAUGGAUUCUUGUGCAUUAUCAUAUGAUGAUAAACAUCAAUUUUGGUAUUCAAAUACAAUUCAGAUUUAUUCGCCUGGUAGAUAUGAAUUUUUGAUUGGUGAAGAAGAAAUAUCAUUUUUUAUUGAUCCUUUUAAUUGUUGGAUAUUCCCAUAUCAAAGCAAUGGAAUUCGUAUUAAAUUAUGGGAUUCUUGGUAUGACUUUGAUUCAAUUCAAGAAGCUAGCAGAACUGGAGGAUUUAAGUCAAAUUCGGGUAAGAAUUUAGUUAGAUUUGAAAUUUUUGAUUAUGGAUCAGGUCAAACGAAACUUAUUGAUGCUAUUAUAAAUCCGAAAGAAAACAAUUAUUACAGAUUUUACAAAUAUUACAGCUCUAACCAUGAUUAUUGUUACGCAUUAAUUACUUCUUGGUAUCCAAUGAAUUUCUCUAUAUUUUGGAAUUAUUCAAAUUAUAAUUACGUCCCCAGAAUUUAUGAUUUUACUCAAUAUACUGGCAAGAAAUCAGAAUUUGUAGGAGUCACCAAAUUAUAUAUUUAUAUGGAUUCUAUGUCAUAUGAUGACUUUAAUUUUGUUAUCUACAAUUUUACAAGGAAUUCAAACGACAAUUAUUCUGAUUUUAGAAGCACUCUUUUACAUAAAAAUUAUGAUAAAAAACAAUAUAAUAAAUAUUAUGUAAAUGAGGUCGAACCAUGUGAAUUUAUACCUUAUGUAAUUGUGGACAAAAGGGAACAUACGGAGAUUGAAUUUGAUGCUGAUAAAUAUAAGAUUAUCAUCUUUGGAUUCUUUGUAUCUAAUUCACAAUUUGUGGUAAUUCCAAACGCAGAGGAAUUCAUUUUUGAAAAUGGUUCAAAGCCCGAAAGAAUUUAUAUGCAUCCAAGUUACGAUUUUAUAUUGAAAUUGAAGCCAGAAUCUGGAUCAAAAUCUCUGAAAAUCGAUCUUUAUUAUCUCACUGAGUAUGAGUAUGAUACAAUAAUGUGGAUUUCUAAUGAUUACGAUAUCAAGAUGAAAUUCCCGAUAUCAGAAAAGAAAAGUUUCAUUCUUUUUGAAUCAGCAGUUGAAUCAACCAUCACAUAUUUUGAUGAGGAUGGAGACGGAUUUAAUUUCACAGAGAAAACAGGAACUCUUUUCAUUUUUCAAGGAGAACAUACCGGUAUAUAUUCAUGGAAGAAUCUCACUGAAUUACCAGCAAAUACAAUCAAGAAAAAUGUGACAAUUCCCAAUAAGCCUUCAAUCUAUGAUAUAGGAAUUGAAAUAUUGAUGGAAGGUGAUUUUAAAGCAGUAAGAUACGAAAACGCCACAUUAAAGUAUUAUGCUAUGAUCACACGAGAUUACAGAUACUAUAUUUUUGCAUAUACAGAUCACUUUCAUCUUACAACCGCAAUGGAAGGACGCAUAUUUACUGUUAAUAAUACAAAAGGUCCAUGUGAUGUUGUAAUACUAGUUGAUGGAGUUCCAGGUGGACUGUUCAAUCCACAAAGAUAUGGUUCAGAUUUUAACAAUUUAAGAUCUGACAUUCCAGGAUAUUAUAUUGCAAGCAAAUGGCAUAAUUUCUCAAUUAUUUAUUCUUAUUAUCCAUUCUCAACGACAGUGAAACAUAAUGUGAGCGAGAUCAAAUUGAGACUUCAAACGAAUAACGGUCAAGAUCGAAAUGUCACUGUUCAAGAAGGCGAAACAUACUCAAUCGAAAGUAUCAAUCGCAUGAUCAUCUAUCAUCCAAAUGCCUAUGUUGAAUUCUCUCAAAUCAAAUUUGAUGAUCCAAAUGUUAAUUACAAGAAUUAUAGCUAUAGCAAAGAUGCCUUUAUGAGAGGGGGUACAUGGUUCAACAUUCCAUUCCGAACUCCACAACAAACGACUAUCGUUCCAGUCAGAACACCACAACAAACAACUAUUCCAAUUCAAAUGCCACAGCAAACGACAAUUGUUCCACCAAGAACACCAGAAACAUCAUCUAGCAAAUAG
Molecule: messenger RNA, 2532 nt
Organism: Trichomonas vaginalis G3
Lineage: Eukaryota; Parabasalia; Trichomonadida; Trichomonadidae
Exons: 1
Coding region: 1-2532 (843 amino acids)
Source: RefSeq, a predicted model, not a curated record